Mytilus californianus (California mussel) is the source of this 3246-nucleotide messenger RNA. RefSeq names its product serine/threonine-protein phosphatase PP1-beta catalytic subunit. NCBI's taxonomy places the organism in Eukaryota, Metazoa, Mollusca, Bivalvia, Mytilida, Mytilidae. The coding region runs from base 16 to 999 and encodes 327 amino acids. The record is from RefSeq and is a predicted model, not a curated record. Gene Ontology annotation, cellular component: cytoplasm; nucleus. Gene Ontology annotation, molecular function: protein serine/threonine phosphatase activity. The transcript has 8 exons.
ACGUCAUAAGGCAAUAUGGCGGAAACAGAACUAAAUGUUGACAGUCUGAUCUCUCGGCUAUUAGAGGUCAGAGGAUGUCGACCAGGAAAGACAGUUCAUAUGACAGAGGCUGAAGUUAGGGGACUUUGCCUGAAAUCAAGAGAAAUCUUUCUUAGUCAGCCCAUACUGCUAGAACUUGAAGCACCUCUUAAAAUAUGUGGAGAUAUUCACGGACAGUACACAGAUUUAUUACGGUUGUUUGAAUAUGGAGGAUUUCCACCAGAAUCAAAUUACCUCUUUCUAGGAGACUACGUAGACAGAGGCAAACAGUCACUGGAAACAAUUUGUUUACUUCUUGCAUAUAAAAUCAAAUACCCAGAGAACUUUUUUCUAUUACGAGGAAACCAUGAAUGUGCUAGUAUAAACAGAAUAUAUGGCUUUUAUGAUGAAUGUAAAAGAAGAUUCACAGUAAAGUUAUGGAAAACCUUCACAGAUUGUUUUAAUUGCUUACCAAUUGCUGCUAUUAUAGAUGAAAAAAUAUUUUGUUGUCAUGGAGGACUUUCACCAGAUUUACAGUCAAUGGAACAAAUCAGACGUAUUAUGAGACCAACAGAUGUACCAGAUACAGGUUUAUUGUGUGAUUUAUUGUGGUCAGACCCAGAUAAAGAUGUCCAGGGAUGGGGAGAGAAUGAUAGAGGUGUGUCGUUUACAUUUGGUGGUGAUGUUGUUAGUAAAUUCCUCAACAGACAUGACUUAGAUCUUAUAUGCAGAGCGCAUCAGGUAGUAGAAGAUGGUUAUGAGUUUUUUGCCAAGAGACAAUUAGUAACAUUAUUCUCAGCACCUAAUUACUGUGGAGAGUUUGAUAAUGCAGGAGGCAUGAUGUCAGUAGAUGAAACAUUGAUGUGCUCAUUUCAGAUUCUGAAACCCUCUGAAAAGAAGGCAAAAUAUCAAUACGGAGGAUUAAAUUCGGGUAGACCUGUAACGCCGCCAAGAGGGCCUCAAGCUCAGAAGAAGAAAUGACAGGAACAUUGACUUACGAGAAGAUUGCAGCUUGCUUAUGACAGAGACAUGUAUUAACAUAUCACAUUACACAGCUUGUUAACCAAACUAAGUUGGGCAGAUAAAGGAAAUCCAACCAUUCAUUGUCUAUGCAUCCCUUUACUAAACAAUUGCUGACCAGUUAAUGCUUUAUUUUAUUGUAGAGGAAAAAUUAGUGAAAAAAGAAUUCAUUUGGGCAUUUCAUUUUUAAGUUUCAGGUUUUCUUCAAUGGUUUCUGUCUGUCUGAUUAAGUCAAGUUUUGGUUAUGAUCUUUUUAAUUAGGAACACUAUAUAUAUAUACAUAUGUUUUUCAAAUGAUCUGAAUUGUAAUAGAUAUUAUUUUUUUAUAUUUAAUUGUUAGUGGUGAUCUAAUACUUUUCCUGAAUGAACCAAACAGCAGGUUGAGAAUAGCUCAUCAGACACUGGUUUUUCUGCCGAAGGACUAAUUCACAUGUGUUUGAUGUUAGGUCUGACAAUUCAGACUUCAGUGCACAUAGAAAACCAUUGACUAACUUCAAUUUAAUGUUUGAGAACUCUGUUUACAUGUUGAGUUUAUCAUUUAUGUUUACAAUAACAUUUUAUGUUAAGUCAUUAAUUUUUUUUCAUACCCUAGAGUUUGAUUUUGCAUGUGUAAUUAAUUUGGUACAUAAAUGCAGUGAAGAAAUAUUGCAUUAUUGAGUCAGUGCCCCAGGCAAAAGUAUAUAGAAGGCGCUGUGCCUUGCAACUGAAAUUUUGCACCUUUUUAAUGAUAAGGUAAAAACCAACUUUUCUUCCUUCAUCGUCGCCAUCUACUUGGGUUCAUAAAACACACACUUAAUCAUUAAAUAUGACACUUGCUACCUAUUUAUAAUCACCUAUGAAUUAGUCAUCACUUGCUCAGGUGAAAUUUACGACCCUCUCUUAUCCUUGUGCUCUAAAGCAUAUUGAUAACAAAAGAUUUUCUAACUUGUACCGAUUAAAUAAUAACAUUUUUAGUAAUAUAACAUAAAUGUCAAAUAAAUCCAUUUUUUUUUCUUGUGAAUGUGCUAAAGCGCCCUUUAUAAAUACACCCCUUUAUUUUAAAUCCUAGCUGGAACACUUGAUUUAUGUCUGCUCCAAGUACAUUUUAUAGAUAAAUACUAAGAUUAAGAUUAACAUUGUUUGUGUGAACACAAUUUAACUAUAAGACUGUUAAUUUUUGUGGCAGUUUGAUUUUUAAAGGAUAUGUAAUUAUUUUUAGCCCGCUGAGUGUUCAGGAGUGUGAUUUUUGUUUGAUUUUCAUUUGAUUCAGUUCAAUGUUGUACAUUUUGCAAUUUUGAGAAGGAUGAUCACAAAAUAAAAUUGGUAACUACAAACAAUGCAAACAAAUUGUGUUACAAAUUUUGUGAAUUUUAUAUUUUGAUUAUCUUUCCUGAAGGUCAUCAAGUAUAUUUUGUUUAUCUCUUCGUAUCAUUCAAUUUGUAUAGUUUGUAAUAUUGUAUGUUACAACCAGAAACACCCUCUGUUUAUUUACAUAUUAAUCAUUUGUUUAUUUUUGGGGCUGUUACAUGAUAAAGCUCAUUGGAAUGUAGGAAUACAAAUACGAUGAUUAAGGAUUUUAUUUGUGAGUCACCAAUCAGAUAAUUUAAAAGAAUAUUCUGAUUUUUUUGGUUAUUCUCUUAACAAAUAGUUAUGGGAUUGUUUUCUAAUAAAUGGUCAAACAAUAAACUGUUUAUGUGAACUUGUACACGAGUUGUAGUUUUUACACACAGAAAAGAUUUGUUUUUUUAAUACAUUCAUUUCACAAAUAUUUUUAUGUUACAUUAUUCAUUGACCUUGUCAGAUAAUUUUAUUUAUGCAAAGUUCAUUUUCGUUGUAAAUUCAACAUUCUUGUAGAUGUUAAUUGUUCAUAAAUUUAAACAUUAAAUUUGGAAAUGAUAUUUACUACAGUGCACAGUGGUUCACAUUAACCUCUUUUGUAAAAAUGAUUUGUAAAACGUAUAAAACCACAAAUUAUUCAAGAAACCAUUUUUUUUAACACAUACCAAGUACAUAAGGGAUGCUGUAAAAGCAAUAACAUGUAUAUUAACAAAGUAAAUCGAGAGGAAAGGCUGUAUAGAAGACAGGGCAAUACUUCUGAUAAACAGACUUAUCUAUGCAUACAUUUAUGUCUAUUGUUACUGUUGUCCUCAUAUCUUUUUGUUUGUUAAGUAAAUUAUUUAUACCUACGCUAUAUGACAUUUAAAUAAAAAUAAUAAUGUACAGUUGAAA